Messenger RNA from Durusdinium trenchii, 169 nucleotides. NCBI's taxonomy places the organism in Eukaryota, Dinophyceae, Suessiales, Symbiodiniaceae. The record is from the annotation of a GenBank genome assembly.
GCCCCACAAAAUGGUUCCAACCAAUAUGCGACCUGUACAGCCUGGGGCCUCUUCAUUCAUUUGGAAUGUCGCUGGGUGGGAAAAAGCCACUUCAAACGACUUGGUUUUGAUUAAAAACACCGCCCAGCUGUUGGCAGCCUGCCUCAUGGCGCCGCUGGUGGGUGUUUGA